AUGACUCUGACGACUCACAUACUUCGCCGCGGGCUUGAAGCUGCCCAUGGAAUACAUGGGGCGAUGUCCGAUGCCGACCAAGGAGAUGAUGGUCAUUCCGGCGGGGAAGCACCGUCUCGCGUCUCGCCUUGGGCUGCUCUGUUGUUCUUCCUGACUGCUGUCAUUCUUAUGGCUGCCUUAUUCUGUAUUGCCUACACCUAUGGCCACGUCAUUCCCACGCUGUGCAUGAUCGAAGCCCCCGAGACCGAAACCUACCUUCCUGUCGAUGUCAUUGACCCUACGGAACCUCCGCCAUACUCUCCAGCUGCUCCACCAAAGCCAACGGAUGGCGCUGCGGACGAUCUGGAAGGCAAUGCUCACGCUGAUCACGAAGUUCUCCUCAUCCGCAACAAGCCAUAUACAUCUUCCAUCCGUCAGACCCUACUGCACCUGAGGGCUCGAGCAGGGUACUGGUCUCGACUCCGUGGUCUGUCCAUGUUCAUUGUCUGGAAUUUGGUCAGUGGCUUGCUUGUGGCGAUCUUCGGUGCGGCUACUGGCAGCCGGAUCGGCGUUGCAUUUAUUGCCGUUGUGGUCGAAACUCUUCUGUCCAAUCUGCAUAUGGCGUGGGUACACAUUGUUAUAUCCGAAUCUCGACCCAAAAGAUGGUAUCAGCGCAUCCCUGCGCUCAGGACAUGGACCAAGAUUGCGCCCGCCGUGGCAUUGUGGGCGACAACCAACCAGAUUGUGUCUAUUCUUCCCAUCCUGGUUUGCGGCUCGUUUGGGUCCCUGAAGCAUAUGAACGAUCCCGCGUAUGAACCUGGAAAGAAGGACCUUUAUGCUGUCGGCGCACAAGGGUUCAUGGGUGUGUUCCUAAUGUUGGCACUGUUUGUGCUUUUGCAGAUUCCAGCCACAGUUACCCUUGUGAGGGUUGCUGCCUCGAUGCUACCAGAAGAAGACGAAACCAUUGUUCCGUUUGACCGCACUUUCGGUGGAAGGACGACCCCGGCCAUCAUUGGGGGUCAAGGCAAGAUUGGCCUGGUGGAGGCUUGGAGAAGCUUCCCAUGGGCAAGUCGCAUCCGAUUGCUGAAGCUCAUGAUUAAAGUGGCGCUCAUAAUGAUGGCUUGCUGGCUUUUGUUCACAACCGUGAUGGUUGCUGAGGCUCACAUCAUCUUUGGGGAACAGCUUGGUGAGGUAAUGAAGGCAAUGCAUGGUAUGACUGGCCCUCAUUGA
This is a messenger RNA of Capronia coronata CBS 617.96, 1209 nucleotides long. RefSeq lists its product as uncharacterized. The coding region runs from base 1 to 1209 and encodes 402 amino acids. The record is from RefSeq and is a predicted model, not a curated record. The transcript is spliced from 2 exons. NCBI's taxonomy places the organism in Eukaryota, Fungi, Ascomycota, Eurotiomycetes, Chaetothyriales, Herpotrichiellaceae.